UGAGGUCCACGCCCCCUUAAUCUAUCAUGGUGCAUCUAUUACACACAGUAAACAAAGCCAAGCCAAUCUCUUAGAGAGCUACUGAACACGCCAUGGAAGAUCCUGAGCCAAAGAGACCUCCCCCACCAAAGUCAUAUGUUCCCCUUCUCAUCUUGGGUGAUGAACCUACCCCUAAACUGCCUCCAAGGCCUCGUAUAAAUGGUGAUGCCUCUGGGACUGUCCCUCAGCCGCCUUCGGGCAGCCCAGUUCCUCGCCCUCGAACGAAUAGUGUAAAGAAUCGGUCUGAGUCCCCUGUCCCAGUGAAACCAGAGAGGAAGAAGACAAAGAAGGCUCCACCCACUCCUGCACCAUACAUUAUUCCCUCGGUGAAGGAUGAGGACACUGGGAAGCCACCCUCCCCACAAGCCGCUCCUCGCAGGUCACCUGACGUCACAGACGGUCCACAACCAACUUACGCUCCCCCUAACGUUCUCAUUGACAGUUUGUACUCAGAGGUCAAGAAGCCAAAACGCUACCCUGCACCUAACAUGCCAGCCCCCCCUCCGCCUGGAGAGGACGGAGACGAGUCUGAGUCCCUUAGAAAGAGCUUAUCCACUCGGGAAAGUGCUCAACCACCACCUCCCAGUAAAGUACGGCCUGGGAGACCUCCACCCAGCAGGCCUUCAAGACCUCCUGCUGUGAGCCCACCCCCUGUUAUAUCAAGCACCGCCAGUUCUGUCCCCUCUCCUAAACACACUGUUCCAGCACCCACCAGCAAAGCUCAAUCAGUGAAAAAACGGACUAGCAGACCUGAGAUCACAGUUGUGAGUGCGCAGCUCAUGUCCAGUGACGUCAUCCCCUCCCCUCCAAUGUCUCCCCAAUAUGAACAACCCUCCCCUCCGAUGACUCGUAGACAGAUCCCUCCUCCAAAUAGACCAGCCCCCGACCCACGCCCUCCGCAGCCGACAAGACCCCCCAGUGCUCCUACUAGACCAUCACAACCCACCAGACCUCCCGCUACUGUUCUGGCACCGCCAAGUAGACCACCUCCUGCCUCAAGGCCACCUCCCCCUCAACCAACAAAGAAGUCACCUCCAGCCAAACCGAAGCCGUUUACUGAGCGUAAAAUGUCAGUGGAGGCAGGUGAAUCUCCCAAAACUGCACCUGCUCGACCAUCAGCAAGACCACCACCACCCAAGGCAGUAUCAAAAUCCAAGAAAGACAUGGCCGCUGCCCUGGGCCCACCCCCUGACGAAGAGCCUCCGGAACUUCCAGCCAAUGCUGACGAGAAUGAGUUAGUAUUGAGUGGUCAAGACACAAAAACACCCUCUAGCAGAGGAGGAAGCGCUACUGACAUGACCGUUCCCAAAGAGACAGCGGAGGGGGAUAGCACUCCAGUUGCUAAGAAACGUCAAUCCAAAUUUAUUGCCCCAACUGAAAAACCCCCGAACCCACCAGAUAUGACGAAGACUCCUCCCGCAGUUAAAAGGACACCUCCACCAAGACCUUCCACUCAGGCAACUUCUCAAGACAAGCUUAACAAAAGAACUGAUGAUGCUUCAGACAAACCAUCCCCACCAGCUGAUCAGACAGUACCUGAGGCUCAACCCAGGAGACCACCCCCAGUGAAGAGACCCCCUCCGCCCAAGCUUAAAGAGACUGAUCCUGAGAGCAAGUCUAUUCCAAACCAACCUAUCAAACGACCUCCUGUUCCGAAAGCGAGGUCUAUUGACAGAGAAGUUGAACAUUCUGAGAAAGAAACAACUGACUCUGAGAUUUCUGAGCCUCCAGUAAAGCCAGUUGGACGACCAACAAGACCACCUGCUGUUGCUUCUCGACCAAAGAGUGUAAUUAUGAGUGAAGAUAAACCCAACGCUCGCUCUCAAGAUGAUAUCGAGCCACCAAGCCAAAUAACUGCUGCAGACGAACUAACUAUACAAAAAGAAGAAGCUACUAAUAAUGAACCCACUCAAAACAGUGUGAAAUCACCCGAGAAGCCAGCUAGCAGACCAUCAAGGCCACCCACUAUAAAGAAACCACCUCGACCAAAGAGUGUAAUUAUGAGUGAGGAUAAAGGAGAUACCAACACUCACUUUCAAGAUGAUAUCCAACCACCAAGCAAAACACCGCUACCUUCUAUAGAUGCACCAAUUGUACAAAAAGAAGAAGUUGUGAACAGUGUGAAAUCACCCGAGAAGCCAGCUAGCAGACCAUCAAGGCCACCAACUAUAAAGAAACCACCUAGACCAAAGAGUGUAGUUAUUAGUGAAAAUAGAGGAGAUACCAACACUCACUCUCAAGAAAAUAUCGAGCCACCAAACAAAACACCGCUACCUGCUACAGAUGAACCAAUUGUACAAAAAGAAGAAAUUGUAAAGCCAGCUGGACGACCAACAAGACCACCUGCUGUUGCUUCUCGACCAAAGAGUGUAAUUAUUAGUGAGGAUAAAGGAGAUACCAACGCUUUCUCUCAAGAAGAUAUUCAACCACCAAGCAAAACACCGCUACCUGCUACAGAUGCACCAAUUGUAGAAAAAGAAGAAGCUACAAUAAAUGAUACCACUCAAAACAGUGUGAAAUCACCCGAGAAGCCAGCUAGCAGACCAUCAAGGCCACCCACUAUGAAGAAACCACCUCGACCAAAGAGUGUAGUUAUGAGUGAGGAUAAAGAAGAUACCAACACUCACUCUCAAGAAGAUAUCCAACCACCAAGCAAAACACCGCUACGUUCUACAGAUGAACCAACUAUACAAAAAGAAGAAGCUAAAACUACUCAAGACAGUGUGAAAUCACCCGAGAGGCCAGCUAGCAGACCAUCAAGGCCACCUACUAUGAAGAAACAACCUCGACCAGAGAGUAUAGUUACGAGUGAAGCUACAGAACUAGAGUCCAACCCUUUGUCUCAAGAAAGUAUGAACAAUGUAAAGUAUCCUGAACAGACACCAAACAGACCGUCUAAACCCCCUACUGUGCGGAGACCAUCACUCCCAGAUAUACAACCUUCAGACGAGGCAAAGAAAGAAUCUGACGCUCAAGAGAAUGUUGUUAAACCUCUGGAAACUCCCAGGGAACAAGUAGAACAAGCUAUUGUAUUGCAACCACGGGAAGACAAAGGAGCUAAGGCUGAAAAAACAUCCCCCAAGAAUGUUAAGAGAUCACCAAGUGUAUCCAGACCACCUCCUCCUAGAGUUAGAACUGGUUCUACAGCAAAGAGGGAUGGAACAGAUAGUUCAAUCGAUCAGCCUACUAGACUCAAAAAGUCACCGAGUAUAUCCAGACCUCCACCACCCAGGGGAAGGAUUGGUUCUACGAUAAAGAAAGACAAACCAUCGGAUGAGCCCACUAAAUUGAAGAAAUCCCCGAGUAUAUCCAGACCUCCACCACCCAGGGGAAGGAUUGGUUCUACGAUAAAGAAAGACAAACCAUCGGAUGAGCCCACUAAAUUGAAGAAAUCCCCGAGUAUGUCGAGACCACCUCCACCUAAAAGCAAAGUUGUAUCCACUUCUGCUGCAGAGGGUGAAGACAAAACUGUUAAACUGCCACCCAAGAAGCGUCCAUCAAUGAAGAGACCCCCACCUCCUAAACAAAAAGUUAUUGAAACUAUUAUUCCAGAAAAACCACAAUUGAACGAUGUAUCUAUCGAAGAUAAUGUCUCCUCUGUUCAUGUUGAAAAGAAGUCUCCUCCGAAACGUCCACCGACAAUCUCAAGGCCACCUCCACCUAGCAAGUCUAGUACCACACCAUCAGAGGAAAACACGCAGCCUAGUGAAGUACUUAUACCAUCAGAGGAAAACACGCAGCCUACUGAAGUAUCUACACCAUCAGAGGAAAGCACACAGGCUACUGAAGUAUCUAUACCAUCAAAGCAGGAGGAAGUAAGUCAAGAAGAUACGGAAGUUGCGAUGAAAAUGUCCACUACACACAAAAGGCCCUCAAUCACUAUCCCUCCUCCACCUAAAAAGCCACAGGUAAAAGAAAUUCAACUGCCAUCACAAAAACCACCUGAAGACAACACAUCAUUUCAGGAAGGUUCAAGAAAGUCUCCUCCUCUUACAAGGCCUCCCCCACCAUCUACAUCUUCAGUGGAACUCAAGAACUCACCUCCACAAAGACCCAAGGCUACACCAGACACGAAACAAAGCUCUAAAGCUGAAGGUCUCACUAACAAGAAGGAAUUGACUGCGAACAAUGCACAACAUACUGAGGAACCACCAUCACAACAAAUUGAAACUCAUGAUGAUGCAGCCUUACCAGAGCAGUCAGUCACUGAAGAUAUCUCUGAGAUUGAAGUUACACAACCAGUAGAGCCUAUUGCUGAAGAUUCCGAGCUAACCAAUAGCGAGGGGCCCAGUGGUGAAGCAGCUGUGUUGGAGGUGCAAUCAGUAGACCAAGGAGAAGAUGCUAUCGAAGAACCAGAUGAGAAAAGGCUGCCCAAGGAAAGUAAGAGCACUUCGGCUUUGAUGAAGCCCAGUGGACUGAGACCAGAGGAAGAGGAGGGGAGCAUACGCAUCAUCAGAUACGAUAAAAAGGAAUCAAGCUUUGAUGAUUCUGGAGUGUUGUUGCGUGAUAAAGCAUCAAGCAAACCUAAGCCUACUCGACCUAUUUCAAUGCCUCCAGAGAAGCUCAAUCCAAGCAGGAGGGAGUCACUCAAAGUGAAGCCUGGCAGACCUCCUCCAGUGGCUGAAAAGACUUCAGAGAAGCCUAAGCCUGCUCGUCCUGGACCCCCUCCCUCCAAUAGAGGUCCUUCACCUGCUGGUAAAGCACCUCCUCCCAAGCCACCCCCUGCCAAGACAACUGGCGGAUCAAGGUCAUCCAACAAACCUCGCCCUGACAAGGAUCCAUCCAGGCCCCCACCACUACCAACUAGACCAGUACCAGGACACCCCCUUUACAAAUAUGUGUGCUCUGAGCCACAUGGCCUGGCCACUACUCACUAUGAAGCAACAGUUGAGGAUGAGCUCUCUUAUAUGGAGGGAGAUGUGAUAGAGUUUAUAGAUAAGGUGGACAGCAACUGGUACUAUGCUCGCAACGCUGACCUUGACAUGCACGAAGGGUUGGUGCUCAUCAGAAACCUUAAGAUUGUCAAGAAGCUGCCCGGCUCCAACACUGUGCAGGGAUUUGAAGACGGGCCCUGUGCCAUCGCAAAGUUCCCUUUCAACGCUCAGAGUAUGGAUGAGCUGAGCUUUGAAGCAGGUGAUCUGAUCAUGCUCAAAAUGAGGGUGGGGAAGGACUGGCUGAGGGGAAAGCUGAUCAAUGGCGGAGAUGGCAUCUUCCCAGCCAACUUUGUAGAGGUUGUGGAGGACCUCCCCUCUGAUGCGAUAGAAGAGCCAGCCCAACAGUCCACUGUCGCACAGAGCACCGUAGAUACCAGGGAGCCACAUUGUGUGGCCUUGCACUUGUUCUCGGCCGAGGGUCCCAAUGAGUUGUCGAUCUCUCCCGGAGAUGUGGUCUUGCUGGUGGGCCGUGAGGGGGAUUGGUUCAAGGGCCGUGUAGGAGGAAAGGAAGGAAUCUUUCCUUCCAGUUUUGUAGAGGUGAAAGUGGACCUGCCUCCUCAACAGCAGCAGGCUAAAACCGAAUCUCCUGCUCCCUUUCCUGUGGUCACUGUUACAGCUACAUUCGACUAUGAUGGUCAAGAAGGAGACUUGUCAUUCAAGGCUGGUGAGAAGAUCACCCUGCUGAGUAGAGUGAAUGAAGAAUGGGUGUUUGGGGAGCUGGCUGGUCAGAAAGGAAUGCUGCCUGUCGAUUUCAUUGAUUCCAACCCAGACUCACUUCCCCCUCACAAGAAAGAAGAGAAGAAGCAACCGCAACCCCCUUCUCAGCCCCAGCAAGCCACUGGCAAGUGUGAGGCUCUGUUUGACUUUGAUGGAGAUGUGGGGAGCGGUGAGUUGGCCUUCAAGACAGGGGAUGUCAUCACUACCACAGAGUGGGUCAACCAGGAGUGGGUAAAGGGCACCACUGACGGACGGACAGGUAUCUUUCCCAUCAACUUUGUCAAGGUCACCAAGGAGCUUCCAAAGUCAACCAAAUCUGGUGAUAAGACACAGUCUUCCUCGCUGACCAAUAAGACAGUAGUGACUGAGGACCUCAUGCCAAAGGGUGUGGCUCUGUACGACUAUGAGGCAGGGAACAGCAAUGAACUGAGCUUCAAGGAGGGAGACACUUUGUAUAUUUUCUCUCGUGUCAGCAAUGAGUGGUAUGAGGGAGAGAACACUGCCUCUGGAACAUUUGGACAAUUCCCCACUAACUAUGUCAAUGUCACUGUGCCUCUGCCUUGAUGGACAGUUUCAUACAUGUAGCUAGGGCUGUUAUAUAGUUUAGCUGUGUAGUGGUUUUUAUUUAAUUUUGUGUUGACUGUUUUUGUGUGUGUUUAUAAAUGAAAAUUUGAUUAUUUUG
This is a messenger RNA of Halichondria panicea, 6372 nucleotides long. Its product is annotated as titin-like. The record is from RefSeq and is a predicted model, not a curated record. Lineage: Eukaryota; Metazoa; Porifera; Demospongiae; Suberitida; Halichondriidae. The coding region runs from base 93 to 6254 and encodes 2053 amino acids. Gene Ontology annotation, molecular function: protein binding. The transcript has 21 exons.